Messenger RNA from Anopheles cruzii, 2780 nucleotides. RefSeq lists its product as uncharacterized. The transcript has a single exon. Gene Ontology annotation, cellular component: nucleus. Gene Ontology annotation, molecular function: mRNA binding. Lineage: Eukaryota; Metazoa; Arthropoda; Insecta; Diptera; Culicidae. Gene Ontology annotation, biological process: RNA processing. The record is from RefSeq and is a predicted model, not a curated record. Bases 1 to 2607 code for a protein of 868 amino acids.
AUGUCCGACCACGCUACCGAGGAACUACCGAGCGCAACGAUGGAGGCUGCCAACAGCGAAACGACGCAGCAGCAGCAGCCAACUGCUGCCGACAGUAAGGGAUCGACGGAAACGACGACGGCGGCGCCAGCGGUGAGAACGAUCGAAACGGUGGAGACGGCCACGAUGACUGAUGACGCAGAGCUGCCGCGGCAAGAAAGUGAAAGUUCCGCCACGGAGCAACAGCAGCCCGGAGCAGUCGGUGGAGAGGUGAUCAGCAGCAGCAGCAACGAUGAAGCAAGCAAGGAACCGGUGGAAGCGGAAGAGGAGCCGGACACACUGUCCCCGCUGAUGACGGACAAUCACACGUUCCUGCAGCACCAGGAGCUGCUGCGCGAGGGACCGCUGGCCGAGGCCGGUGAUGGUGAGCCCGCCGGAGACCGGCGGCUAGCCGAGGAUCAUCUCCACCGGCAUCAUCUGCACGGCGAAGACGAUGAGACCCACGAUUACGGGAUCUACGACGACGACGGACGUAGCCAUGAUGAGGACGACGAGGAGGAAGAUAUUGAGGACGAGGACGAGGACGAGAUGUUUAUGCCCGACGAUAUCGACGACGGUGGGCGGGGAGUCGGCCCGGCGAACAUGAGGCACUCCGACACGAAGGAAUCGAUCAGUUCGAUCGACAGUGACGUGUCGCUGUCGUACGAUCGGCGCAGUCUGACCGGGGAAACUAGCAUGGGGGCGGCUCGGCCGGCUCGUCACCACCGGCACCACCAGGUGGAGGACGUUGGGGCCGGGUCGUCCGACGACGCGGCCAAGGAUUCGGGCUGCGAGAUUGCGAAGCAACAGUCGGGCGACGGUGGCACGCUGACGGCCGACCAGGACGCCGACGAGGCGGACGGUGAGGAAGUGGCGUUCGAGACGCCGGACGAUGAGACGUGCGAGAAGAUCGUCGAGCAGGUGGAGUUCUACUUUUCGAACGACAACAUCCUGAAGGACGCGUUCCUGCUGAAGCACGUCCGGCGCAACAAGGAGGGCUUCGUGAGUCUGAAGCUGGUGUCGAGCUUCAAGCGCGUCCGCCAGCUGACGAAGGACUGGCGCGUGGUCGGGUACGCGAUCAAGCGGAGCAGCGCCAAGAUCGAGGUGAACGACCUCGGCACCAAGAUCCGCCGGCUGGAUGCGCUACCGGAGCACGACGAGACGACGCCAUCCCGCACGGUCGUUGCUACUGGGUUGCCGUACGACAAGUACACGGUCGAGCGGGUAUCGGAGCUGUUCUCGAAGUGUGGCGAAAUUUCGCUCAUCCGCGUACUGCGCCCCGGUGGCCCCAUCCCGGCCGAUGUGCGCCAGUUCAUCAACAAGCACCCGGAGCUGCAGCAGAACGAGUGCGCGCUGGUCGAGUUCACGGAGUCUGCGUCAGCCCGGCGGGCCCAGUCGCUGGCCGAGUUUGUCGUGCUGGAGCUGGUGGCGCCGAAGAAGAAGACGGGCAAGAAGGCGACCAAUGUGACGAAGUUCGUCGAGAGCUACAAAUUUGCCGCCGGCCACGACAUCGAGCGUAGCCGGGGCGGUGAAGGAUUCGACCGGUUCCGGAUGCGGCGUGGUUCCGGAUUCUACCCGAAGCCGGACGGCAUGCUGAUGAGCACGGUGUAUCAACCGGCGCCGCCGCCGCCACACCACCACCACCAUCCGCAUCACCACCAGAUGGCCGGUCCGCUGCUGAUGCAGCAGGAGUCGUCGCCUCCGCUCCAGUACAUGCAGCAUUCGCCGCAGCCACGCAAGUACUCGUUCGGAGCGGACACCUUCGAGUGCUUCCAGCAGCAACAGCAUCAGCCGCAGCGGCGGACCAGCGCGUACUCACUCGGCUCGGACACGGCACCGGCGGUGGCGGGACGCAAGUUCUCCAACUGCUCCGAGGGUUACUCGAGCUGUGGCGAGAUGUCACGCCGCACCUCGGCCUGCUCUUCCGAGGCACCGUCCUCGAGGCGGACAUCGAACUGUUCCGAGUACUGCGCUUGCACCGUGCCGCGCCGGAUCUCGCAGUGCUCUGGCAACGAGCUGAUGUUCCGCCGGAUCUCGCAGUGCUCGGCCGACCAUCCGCCGGCCGGCAUUCGCAAGUACUCGGUCGGCUCGAACUACGACCGCAAGUACACCAACUCGCCGGAGCUGGUCCAGCAGCAGCCCGCCACCGGGCCGCACCUGCUGCAGCGCCGCAUCUCGAUGGAAUCGAACGGUGGUGGGUUCGACCGGAAGUACUCAUCCGGGUCAAUCACCGGCUACCACACGGACAGUCCGCACAUCUCGCCGCGCAAGUACUCGAACGGGUUCGAUCCGCUGCGCAAGCUGUCCAGCGGCUCCGACCAGUACUACUACGGGCGCAAGAUCUCGACCGACUCUGGCUACGAUCGCCGGAUCUCGAUCGGAUCCGAGUGCGGAUCAGCACCACGCUCCCGCACCGGCAGCAUUCUCUGUAGUCAGCACGGCCCAACGGCGGCGACGACGACGGGCUCGGCCCUACCACUGAUGCCGGGUGGUGCCGAAACGGUCGUAAGGACACCGAUCGGACCGGACGGCAGCAAGGGUUUCGGGACGCGCACCAGACGCAUUGGCCACAUCGUGCCACCGGCUUAGGGCAACACGUCCCGCCCCGUCUCCCAUUCGACGCAGUAUUCUAAUUUCUCGGUUUAUUUUACUUUUUCGUUUGGCGCAACACCCCAGCGGUACUUGUAAGGCGUUUAUAGCGGCCGCUCCCGUUAGGUUAGGUUAGGGACACACACAGGCGUGCACGCAUCGCAUCAGCUGGU